Phoenix dactylifera (date palm) is the source of this 3930-nucleotide messenger RNA. The record is from RefSeq and is a predicted model, not a curated record. Lineage: Eukaryota; Viridiplantae; Streptophyta; Magnoliopsida; Arecales; Arecaceae.
AUGGGGCCACCGGGUGACCUGGUAUUGGGCCAUGGGGAUGGCCCGCGAGCCCAGGUCCCUCUGGUCCACAAUGUCGGGGGCCUACAGGGCCAGGGUACGCGCAGCCUGGGUCCCCCUGAGCCGGACACUUUGGCCCAGGACGAGCGGACCUUGGUCAGGGGCCCUGAGGCACUCACAGGGCCUUUCCAGUACAGCCCACCCUGUCGGGAGCUGGACUUGCGGCUGGGGAUCCCCCCGGCUGCUAGCCAGGACCUUCCUAUGUUGGGUGCGGGCCUAGAUGGGGUCGUUCGUUUUGGCCUUACACCCCUGACCCCGGGCGUGCUGGAGGAUACCACCCCAGGCAUGUGUGUGGUGGGGGACCACCCCAUCCCACGCCUGGAGGAGAGCACGGCCGUGGCAGGAGGGGGCAUGGACCACUCUACUGCCUUGCAGCAGGUCAGGGCGGCAGUUAUGGGGGUUGUACCCAUGACCGGCGAUGUGGAGGAGGAGCGAGGCAUCAUGGGCGUCGAGCCUAUGGAUGUUCCCGCGACUCUGGGAGAGGAGGGGUCUGAGGCCGACUAUGUCCAUUGUCCGGAGAUCUGUUUCCUCUGUGAGACCCGAUUAUCUGGCGAGGGGCUCGGACGUUUGAGGCGGCGCCUUGAGAGGGACUGGCAGACCUAUGCGAUCGACUCUCGGGGGCUGUCGGGAGGCAUUUUGGUCCUGUGGAGGCGUGGUGUGACGACAGUUGAUGUCUUUCACAACUGCCCCAAACAGGUAGUCAUGGUCGUGUCGAGACCUGAUGUUGCCCCGUGGGUGCUGUGCGGUGUGUACGCGAGCACGGACCACAGGGUUAGGAGAGUCCUUUGGCAGGAGAUCACCAACCUGGCCGCCCAGGGUAUCCCGACGGUUGUGGUUGGUGAUUUCAAUUGCAUCCAGAGUGAGAAUGAGAAGCGGGGGGGCGCUGCCUUUACUGAUAGAGUGGACAGGAGGGAGUUCCAGGAUUUUGUGUCGCGGAAUGGCCUGGUAGACUUAGGUUUUUCGGGACCACAGUUUACUUGGUGUAAUAAUCAGCGUGGCAGUGCUAGGGUAUGGGAGAGAUUAGAUAGGGCCUUAGCGUCCCCAGAUUGGAUCCUUCGAUUCCCCACUUGUAGGGUCACUCACCUCCCUCGGAUUGCCUCGGAUCACUGCCCUCUGCUACUUUCUACCUCAUCGAGUCCCACCCACCAUAGCCCCUUCCGCUUUGAGAAGGUUUGGCUGUCGUACCCCCAGUCUUGGGAUAUUGUCCGCGACGCGUGGCGGAUUCCGGUGCACGGGGAUGCCAUGCAGCGGGUCUCGCGCAAACUUGAGUUGACCAAGAGGCGCUUGCGCCGUUGGAACCGUGAGGUUGUGGGUAACAUUUUCCGGUGUUUGGAGGGGAUAGAGACCUCGAUCGCUGAGCUGCAAAGGAAGGAAGACCUAGGGGGCGUGCUUCCGGAGGACGAUAUGGUUGACCUUCGGGGCCUACUUGCGACUCAUCAUUCGCUGCUACGGCAACAUGAGGUCUUUUGGAGACAGAAAUCUCGUGUGCAGUGGGUAAGGGAGGGUGACCGUAAUACUAGCUUCUUUCAUCAGACGACAGUCAUCCAGAGACGACGGAGCAUGAUCCAUUCCCUGCGCGAUAGGUCCGGCCAUCGGGUGGUGGGUGAGCCUGCCAUUCGACAGGUCUUGCUUGAUUUUUUCCGCGCUAGAUGGACAGAGGAUGAGGGGGCCCAUGAUGGUCACUACCCUCUCAGGGUGGACGUGGGUAUUGGAGAGGUUGAGUGUGUAUCCUUGAUCCGACCGGUGACGGCACAGGAGGUGCAUGAGGCGGUUUGGGCCUUGGCAGCAGACAAGGCCCCGGGACCCGAUGGUUUCCCCCCUUUCUUCUUCCGGAGGUAUUGGGGUAUUAUCCGACCAGCAGUGGUGGAGGCCAUCCAGUGCUUCUUCACCCAAGCUGCGAUGCCUAAGGAUUGGAAGGCCACCUUCAUCACGCUUAUGCCUAAGCGCCAAGAUGCGGAUGAGCCUUGUCACUUUAGGCCCAUUAGCCUGUGCACAACCUUAUACAAGGUUGUGGCAAGGAUUUUGGUGGGCAGGAUGAAGCCCCUUUUACCUGGCAUCAUUAGUCAGGAACAGGGGGCCUUUGUAGCUGGUAGAAAUAUUUCUCGCAAUGUUAUGUUAGCCCAGGAAAUGAUGUGGGAUCUUCGGCGGGCAUCGAAGCGGCACAGCUUGAUGGCAGUCAAGCUGGACAUGGAGCGGGCUUAUGACAGGAUCAGGUGGAGUUUUCUCCAGCGGGGAGCGUGUGCCAGCCGGGAGCUGGAGGCCUAUGUGCCAGCACCGGGGGCCCGCCCUAUCUCCCAUUUACUCUUUGCUGAUGACUGUCUUCUCUUGGCCAGGGCACGGAUUCCAGAGGCACGGGUCCUACGCAGGGUGGUGGCAGACUAUUGCGUGGCAUCCGGUCAAAGAGUGAACUUCCUCAAGUCUGCCAUUUUCUUCAGCCCCAGCACAGAGAGCGGAGUCAGACAGGAGAUCAGAGGGAUACUGCAGGUACCGGAGCAGGAGGGGACGCUGACCUACCUUGGCGUCCCUAUCACGGGUCGGAGGCUACGGGUGGCCGAGUGCUUGGGCUUGGUGCAGCGGGUCCAGAGCAGGCUGGAGGGAUGGAGGGCAUCCUCCCUGUCCGUGAUGGGGAGAGUGACAUUGGUCAGAGCGGUGCUGGGAUCUAUUCCGGUGUACCUUAUGGCCAACACAGUGGUACCGAAGACGAUUCUGUUGAGAAUCGAACGCCUUCUUCGGAGCUUUCUGUGGGGGUCAUAUAGUGGAGGCCAUGGAGUGCAUCUGGUAGCUUGGGAGCAGGUUUGCCUUCCUACUAGUGAGGGUGGUCUAGAGGUGCAGUCCCUCGUUGAGAGGCGUGAGGCACUCAUUGCCCGGCACGCGGCCCAGUUUAUGUUAGUGCCACACAGCUUCUGGAGUCAGGUGAUGGCAGCUAUAUAUGGUCGGGGGGCUUCAGCAGCAGCACGGACCGGUCGUCGAGUCUCCUUCAUGUGGCGCGAGAUCGGGAGGUACCUGCCAUCAGUUGCAGCACAUACCAGGUGGUUGAUUGGCGAUGGCCGGAGUAUUGAUGUGACCAGUGAUUCGUGGGUGGACACCCUUUCCCUGAGUCGCUGGCCGACCAUGGUUGAUGCAGAGGCAAUGGAGGGGCUACGGGUGUGCGAUCUCCUAGCACCAGGAGGGGCAGAGUGGGAUGAGGCCAGGUUACGGCUGUUCUUCAGAGUACACCUGGCUGUGAGGAUUUGGUCCCUCCCGCUUCCAGGUUGUGGGGGGCCGGAUGUCAGAGUUUGGGGCACUUCGAGCUGGGCCGGUGUUAGACUGGGAGACCUCUCCCGCGCCAUUCAGCCAGAGCACGAGCCGGGGUCAGAUUGUGCUUGGAUCUGGAGGUCCGGCCUCCACCCGAGGGCAGCUCUCUUUCUGUGGAAGGUGUUCUGGGACCGCCUUCCGACAAGAGCAGUGUUGAGCAGGCGUGGCUGGGGGAUCCCUGCGGAGUGUGGGACGUGUGGAGCUGAGGAGACAGUGGACCAUGUGCUCUUUCAGUGUACUUGGGCGAUGUCGACAUGGCAGUGGACAGGGAUCCCGCAGGGGGCCCGAUGUGCGCGGAUACAGUUCCUUAGUGUGACGCGGCAGUGGCUAGCUAGUCCGCAGACUCAUGAGGAGGGCAUCAGAGCGACUUGCACGGCCCUUCAGAUCUGGCUGGCAAGGAAUGCUCGUACUCUCGGCCAGCGCAGGGUGUCACCGAGGUUUGCUGCAGAGGUUGCUCGAGCACAGGCCACGGAGAUCAGCCAUAUCCCUUCCUCAGUGGUUGCCAGUUGUUCACUACAUCAGUCCCGGGAGCAGAGCUGCGCGCUGCCUAGGCGGGGCUUCGACAUGCACGGGCGAUGA